AUGUUUUCCAAACGACUUACAGCCUUAACGCUCAUCUCAGCCGUAAGGGCUCACGGUACCGUCUCUGGAAUCGUCGCCAAUGGAAUUUACUAUCAAUGGACUUCACCAGCGCCAGUGACCGUCGGCUGGCUCACCCCUCAAGACCUCGACAACGGAUUUGUCGCUCCCGCUGCGUACACGACUUCCGACAUCAUCUGCCACGUAGGCGCGACACCAGCCCAAAUCGAAGCUCCAGUCACCGCUGGAGGAAAAGUUCAACUCCAAUGGACGCCAUGGCCCGUAUCUCACAAAGGACCCGUCAUCGAUUACCUCGCCAACUGCAACGGUCCUUGCGAGACUGUCGAUAAGACAACUCUGCAAUGGUUCAAGAUCGAUCAAGUCGGAUUGAUCAGUCCAACAGCAGAAUCAAGUGGAUACUGGGGCACCGAUGUAUUGAUCGCCAACAACAAUAGCUGGACUGUUACCAUACCUUCAAACAUUGCCACGGGCAAUUAUGUUCUCCGCCACGAGAUCAUCGCACUUCACGCUUCAGGCUCGCCGAACGGUGCUCAAAACUAUCCACAGUGUGUUAGUCUUGCAAUUAAGGGUACGGGAACGACUAAGCCGGCUGGUGUUUCUGCGACGAAAUUUUAUACUCCGACUGAUCCGGGCAUCUUGUUCAGUAUUUAUGGGACUCUUAAGAACUAUACCAUUCCUGGCCCUGCCCUUUACAGUGGUGCAGCCUCAGUGACACAAACGUUACCUGGUCCGCCAACCGCGAGCGCAAGUGGUGUCUAUACUGUUUCAUGA
Sclerotinia borealis F-4128 is the source of this 789-nucleotide messenger RNA. The record is from the annotation of a GenBank genome assembly. NCBI's taxonomy places the organism in Eukaryota, Fungi, Ascomycota, Leotiomycetes, Helotiales, Sclerotiniaceae.